Messenger RNA from Aspergillus saccharolyticus JOP 1030-1, 1378 nucleotides. Its product is annotated as SDR family NAD(P)-dependent oxidoreductase. Gene Ontology annotation, molecular function: oxidoreductase activity, acting on NAD(P)H, oxygen as acceptor. Bases 294 to 1208 code for a protein of 304 amino acids. NCBI's taxonomy places the organism in Eukaryota, Fungi, Ascomycota, Eurotiomycetes, Eurotiales, Aspergillaceae. The transcript has a single exon. The record is from RefSeq and is a predicted model, not a curated record. Gene Ontology annotation, cellular component: intracellular anatomical structure.
UUCACGGCGGAAGCUCGGUGAAGCUCGGUGCCGAGGAGCGGACGGCAGAUUGGUCAAAGCUGAAGGCGGAAAGGUAGGAUCAGCUCCUGGACUAUGCCGCUAGUCAUACAGUGUGCACAAUUCAUAACAGUAAGCCGGAGAUCAACCUCUUAUCACCGGAUGACCCCGCUGUCACCGCGUGUCCCCGCAAUAAAUCCGCCGAGCUCAUGCUUGAGCUUGCCAAUUAUUGAUAAUUUAACCCUCCAACCGCUUCACAACCCUCCCAAUCACACCAUACAACACAAUCGAUCACCAUGACUACACCCACCGUCUUCCGUCCCGGCGCGACCGCUCUCAUCACCGGCGCCGCCUCCGGCAUUGGCCUCGCCGCCGCCCAUUACUGCCACCGAGAGGGCAUGAACGUGAUCCUCCUGGACAUCGACGCAACCAAACUCACCGCGGCGGCCGCCGAGCUCGAGCAAGCCAACCCAGCAUCCCCCAAACCCCACACUUUUGUGCUCGACGUCUCGAAGCAAGAAGACUGGGCGCAGCUCCAACCCACCAUCCACGGGCUCUACCCGCAGGGCAUCGACCUCCUCAUGCUGAACGCCGGGCGGCUCGCCACACCCGCCUCAGACAAGAAGACCCCCUGGCACGACCCGGGAUACUUUGAGAGCACCUUCGCGACCAACACCUUCGGGUACACGAACGGCCUUGCCACCUUUCUGGACAGCGUCACCGGCACGGACACCGCGACGACGACGACGGAAAACCCACCCCCGUCCCGCGCGAUAAUCCUCACCGGCUCGAAGCAAGGCAUCACCAACCCGCCCGGGAACCCGGCGUACAACGCCUCGAAAAGCGCCGUCAAGACGAUCGCCGAGCAUCUCGCCUUCGAUCUCCAUCGGAGCUAUCCGCAGGUCAGUGUGCAUCUGCUGGUGCCGGGCUGGGUGUACACGGGCAUGAUGAGGAAGUAUUUUGCCACCAAGCCGGACGGGUGCUGGACACCCCAGGAGACGGUCGAGUUUCUGGUGCGGAAGAUGGCGGCCGGGAGUUUCUAUAUCAUCUGUCCUGAUAAUGAGGUGACGGAGGAGCUGGAUCGGAAGAGGAUCGCCUGGGCAUGUGGGGAUCUGGUCAGGGAUCGGCCGGCGUUGUCGCGGUGGCGGGAGGAUUGGAAGGAGAGAGCUGCGAAGGGAAUUGAGGGGUUGGAUGUAGGGUUGCUGGGUUGAAUGGCAGUCGGGUAUGGUGACUACUAGGUAAAUUCAACCAAUAAGUUAAAGAAAGUUGGGUUAAAAUAUUUCCACUGUUUGGGGUACCUACAAGCUAGAUGCCGCACGCGCAUACUGAUUGGGUGAGGCAGCGUUAUGCACACAAUGCAACAUAGCUAAUUAUGCAAUCU